This is a messenger RNA of Cylicostephanus goldi, 444 nucleotides long. The record is from the annotation of a GenBank genome assembly. Lineage: Eukaryota; Metazoa; Nematoda; Chromadorea; Rhabditida; Strongylidae.
AUGCAGGCGAUACCUCUCAUGAUGGAGCAUAGAGAUGUCCUUGCUAGUGCCCCAACUGGAUCCGGAAAGACUCUUGCUUUUGCCGUACCCAUUAUUCUGGAUGUCUUGAGACUGAAGAAACUGAAGAAAUACAAGGAUGGAUCCAAGCUUUUGGCGAUCGUUUUAGAACCGACAAGGGAGCUGGCUGCUCAGACUUACCGCCAGUUCCUAAAAUUCAGCCAGAAUUUGCCUGUGAACACUGCCUUAUUUGAAACUGAAGAAGUACCGCAUAAUGUUGAUGUUUUGGUUUCCACUCCAAAUCGACUAACGCAUCACUUGAAGGAUAUGAAACUGAAGUUUUUGAGAUGGCUCAUCGUCGAUGAAAGUGAUCGCCUUUUUGAAGUUGUCGAAGGGCAAGAGCGAUGUUUUCGCAAUCAGGUAAGUGCUGGAGAGGCACUUGGUUAA